AUGCGUGUUUUUGAGCCUCAGUUCCGCGCCUAUCUCACCCAGGACAGGGCCUCACCCGUUGAACACUAUGGUGCAAAAGAUCCACAUGCGCUGGGGGGAGACGGCGUUGUGUGAGUCAUGCGGUUUUGCUGAAUGCAGGCUAUCUUCUCGAGUAUAAUGGUCAGCUGGACGAGGGCGGCGAGGCUGCCUUGAGAGAUCCCCACCAAUGGCAGAAGCGGUGGUUCCAUCUCAAGGUGCAAAGACGAGGGGCGUCUCAGCCACACAUUCUCGUGUCUCUCGGUGCAGGGCAACCUCCUGUUUGUGUGCGACUCGCACACCCAGCUGACGAAUCUAGCGUGCCUGCUGCUCGAAGGGUGCCAAAUCAGCAAGAAAGAUCUACUGGAGGAGGAACAUCCCUACGGUAUCAGACGAAAGCAGACGCAUGCACGCUGUUCUCCACAAUUUUCCCCUCCUUACAGGCCUUUCAUUCGAGUGGCAUGACGACGCCAUUCAGCUCUUCUCCCUCAGUGACCAGCCGAACGAUCGGGACGCCUGGUUUGCGGCAUUGGAAAGGUGUACACUGACCUACUGCCACGGCCGGCUGACGUCUGCCACUGAGCGGCUGAAGGACGAGGAGGAAGCUGCUGCCCGUCUGUUGAGGGAGAACAGGGCGCUGACGCGUGAGUGCCGGUCGCUGCGGAGCCAGAUCGCGUGCAAUCGGCAGGGGCAGAUGGUGCGCAUGUGCGACGGAACAGAACACGAGAGGUGACACACAGAGACACACACAGAGAGAGACGUAGAGUAGAUGCGAAAGCGUCCUUCCGUGUUGUGAUGCAGGCUGAUUGGCCGUGUCCUGGAGCUAGAACAGCAACUGGAUGACAUCCAGCAUAGCGGACAGGCGGCGUGGCACGAGCCAACAAUGCCACCACCACCACUAUCGAAGGAGCAGCUGCUCUCCCAGGCUCUGCAGCAGUCACACGAGAAGGUCAUUCGCCUCCACCGGAUUUGCCGCAACUUUACUCACCACCUGGCUCCCCCGGUGGCUGCUGAGGUCUCCUUCCUCCUCGAUAAUAUCAGCACGGACACCCCAGCUUUACCACUGCAGAGGACACAACCUGUUGUUGCCUUGGUGCAACCGAUAACCCCGCCUUACUACCAGCCGACGGCACACACGCUAUCAGCAGAAAUGCAGAUGCCGAUCUACAGUGGCCAGACACAAACGUUUGUCCCUCCUCCCGUGGCAGCAACCGGCCCAUCGCCAUCGGUGACCCACCUGCACACCGGCUCUCUAUCGUCCCCUCCUGCGCCACCAGCCGUGUCUCGACAGCCGCCCUCCACGCCUCAGUGGGGGUCGUGUCUCCCCGACCUCUCCCCAUGUAUCUACCCGAGAGAAGAGGCAGCCGCCGCACCCGAAGCCCUCUCGUUCAGCCUCCUGCCCCAACCUGCGCCAAGAAAUGUGCCUGUGCUGCCGGAAGUCACCCCUUCCCACCCCAGCAACAUUCGACAGAUGAUGGCAGGCGCAACGCAGGAAGACAGAGGCGGGACAAAGGUGUCCUCUCCUUUCGUGGAUAGUGGCGGGGAUCCGGAGAGUGCGGAGGACGGCACGAGGAGCGAUCCUGUGACGGGGCAGCCUGUGAGAGCGCAAAUAGAGCCGGAUCGAUGGCAGCAGACUGGGUUAGAUGAAGAGCUGGAAGUCGACAAGGAAGAGGCGGAAACACGGGACAUUCGACCAACGCGAGACAGGGAACGACCAACCACAGCCGACGAUCACCACAGAAGAGAGCCGACGGGGGCUGGCACUCGGCCUUCAUCUCCCCCUCAACCCAAGCGUCCGGCUAAAGACCGCCCUCCUCUCCCGAAAUCGAGGCCGCCGCCGAAGCACCCUCCACCUCGCACCACAGCCCCUGAUCGGCCUGCCACCGCCUCAUCGCCACCACGGAGACGGCAAGACGACGCCAAUGAGACACUGGUCUCACGACCAGCAGCUGAUUCGGAUCGCCAGUCGAUGAGAAGGGGCGAUCAUGUUGAAGGUAGGAGGCGCCAUGGAGAGCGAGAAGAAGAAAGAGAGCAGCACUCGCAUGAAGAGUUGGACUAUCGAGAGCCGUCAAGCGAGGAGACUGGUGAAAGCGAAAUUUCUCAAGUGAGACAUGAAGGACGCCGGCCUGGUACCUCGAUUCGCCAUGAGCACAGAAGAGGAGAACAAGGCAGGGAGCAGCGGAGUGACCAGGACAGCCAGUACAGCGGCAGCUACAGCUAUGGCCAUCCACAUGAGCGGCGGAGGCAGGACAAGCGCAUGCAAAAGAAACCAUCGCAUCCGGAAGAUGAGCCCGCGACACAAGAGAGCCACCAGGGAAGGAGAACCAUGGCGGACAAGAGGACCACCGCUAAGGAGAGGAAACCAUCUCGCCGCCGUCACACUGGUCCUGCAGCCUUUCCCAGCGAGCCGCCGGCCCUCGAGCACAUGCGCACCUUCCCCCCUGAUGAACUGAAGCAAGUGCAACCGCCCGUCGGCGGAGGGCAGGAGUUCAUGACUGUCCACAUGCCGACAUUCACUUCCCUCCUCGCCGAGCUCAACAAGACCAAGAAGCCGUCAGGACGAGACAAGAAGGAAGACAAGAAGAAGACGCGAAAGGAAAGCCCCGCUGUUGUGCAAGUGGACCAGCAAAUGCCCCCACUCUUGUGGACAGGGGGAGACGAGCAGCAAGCAGAGAGGCCGGCUCUGCCAUCCACCCCGCCACCAGCACUCAUCCAGGAAACCCAGCCGCCUCUUGUCCACGCCCCAGCGAGCCAAUCAUGGGACCGCUUCUCUGUGAGGUUCUCCCCUACUGAUGAUACCCACAUGCAGCCCAACCAAUGGAAGAGGGGAAAGGGGACACAGACGGGGCGUGCCGAUGUGCAGCUGGUGGGUGUGGGGGGCAGCGACGGGUGUGUGUGGAGGAGGCCGCCUGAUGCGAGUGGCUGUACGAGGACACAUCUGCUGUGGGCGCAGUGAACUUGAUUGGGUGGAGCUCUUCAUCUCCUUGUGCGAGAAGGUGUGGGCGUGUAUGCGUGUGGCUGUGUAUGUAUGUGCUUUUGUGUACAUAGAGACUGACAGUAUAUUUGUAG
Messenger RNA from Vitrella brassicaformis, 3084 nucleotides. The record is from the annotation of a GenBank genome assembly. NCBI's taxonomy places the organism in Eukaryota, Vitrellaceae.